Danio rerio (zebrafish) is the source of this 2644-nucleotide messenger RNA. The record is from RefSeq and is a predicted model, not a curated record. Lineage: Eukaryota; Metazoa; Chordata; Actinopteri; Cypriniformes; Danionidae.
GUCCUGUCAACAAGCUGAUGACAUGAACCACGGAAGUGGAGAAUUAAAAGUUAUAUUGAAGCGUACACACCUGCGUACAAUAGUACAGUACAUCUAGGGCUGUGUGGACUCACAAGAGGAAAAGUCUGAAUGAAUAUGAAGAAGAGGACAGUGGAGAAAAGCUUCAUAUGAUCUGAAUAUACUGACAGAAUACAAAUUGAAAUUACCAUUGCAGCACUGAAGAACACUUUCUCUAAAUUGAGCCUCAACAUGGACAAAAAGGAGGAGGAUGUUGUUCAGUAUCAGAAAAACAAAGAGUCUUCACCAGAGUCCAGCAGUGUGAAGAGCGACGAAUCCUUAAGUCAAACACUCAGUGAUGAAGGAUCCACCUGUGUACCCAGAGAUGAUCAAGAUUCUCGCUUGCCAGUAGGUGAACUACAGAGAGUCAAAGACCAACACAAAACCAUCGCGAAGAGCAAGUAUGAGAGAUUAUUUGAGAUCAUCAACGUGCAAAGGAAUCAAACUCUCCUGAACAAGGGCUUCACACAGUUCUACAUCAUAGAAAGAGAGAGUGAAGGAGUAAAUGAUGAACAUGAGUUUUUACGCAUGGAGAGAUUACCAAGACUACAACGCUCACAAGACAAUCCAGUCUGUGGCAAUGACAUCUUGAAACACCCACCCGACCCAGAACUUGAUGAGAAGGACCAGAUCAAGACGGUUCUUACCAAAGGCAUCGCUGGGAUUGGAAAAACCGUCUCUGUGCAGAAGUUCGUUUUGGAGUGGAGUGAAGGUAAAGCCAAUCAGGAUGUAGAUUUUGUGUUCGUGCUUCCAUUUCGAUAGCUGAACUUGAUCAAAGAUCAUCAGUACAGUCUUCACAGACUUUUACUCGAGUUUCAUCCCGAACUUGAGGAUCUGGAGCCUAAGAUUUAUGAGCAAUGUAGAGUUGUGUCCAUCUUUGAUGGUUUGGAUGAAAGCAGAAUCACACUGAAGUUUUCAGAGGAUGAGAAAGUUUGCGACGUAAAUGAAUCUUCAUCAGUUGGUGUGUUGAUAUCAAGCAUCCUCAAAGGAGAUCUGCUUCCAUCUGCUCUCAUCUGGAUCACCUCCAGACCAGCAUCAACCAGUCAGAUCCCCUCCAAAUACAUCAACCGUUUGACAGAGAUUCAAGGAUUCACUGAUCCUCAGAAGGAGGAAUAUUUCAGGAAGAGAAUCAGUGAUGAAGAUCAAGCCGACAGAAUCGGCUCCCACAUCAGAAGAGCAAAUAGCCUCCACAUCAUGUGCCACAUACCCAUCUUCUGCUGGAUAUCUGCCACUGUGGUUCAGAAGGUCCUGGAAGAAGAUCGGAGUGCAGAAAUCCCUCAAACUCUGACUGAAAUGUUCAUCAAAUUCCUGCUAAUUCAAGUCAACAAGAUGAACCAGAAGCAUGAAGAGAGAGAUCCUGAGAAACUCCUGCAGUCCAACAGAGAUGUGAUGGUGAAGGUUGCCAAACUGGCUUUCAAACAGCUGAUCAAGGGCAAUGUGAUGUUCUACGAGGAGGACUUGAUUGAGAGUGGCAUAGAUGUCAGUGACACCUCGGGGUGUUCUUGGAUCUGCCCUGACAUCCUUCAGGAGGAAUCUGUUCUUCAUCUGAGGAAAGUCUACAGCUUCUUCCAUCUGAGCUUUCAGGAGUUUUUGGCUGCCUUCUAUAUUUUCCACUCCUACCUAACGAGAAACAUGGAGGACAUGGACUGUUUUCUAGACGAGAGAAACAAGGUCAAACUGAGUCGAUCGAAAAUCAGUUUGUUCCUGCUACUAAAAUUAGUCGUUUCCAAAACCCUUAAUACUGAAAGUGGACUCCUGGAUCUUUUCAUGCGGUUCCUGUUGGCCAUUGCGCAGGAGUACAAUCAGAUCCUUUUAGAGGAUCUACUGCCGCGCACAGAGUACAGCUCAAGUACUAUCAGGGAUUUUCUCAGGCACAUCAAAUCCCUAAUGACAGGAUAUCACUGCAUUUCUGACAACAAAUCCAUGAGUCUGUUCUUCUGUCUGUUGGAAAUGAAUGAUCAGAGUCUAUACACGGAUGUUGAGAAGCUUGUGAAAUCAGGGGAACGUUCAAAGAACAGACAGUCUCAGGCUGUCUUCUCAGCAGUAGGCUACAUGCUUCAGACGUCUGAGGACGUGCUGGAUGAGUUUGAGCUCAUGAAAUAUGACGUAUUAGAUGAUGAUCGGAAGAGACUGCUACCAGCUGUGGUGAACAGCAGAAAAGCUCUACUUGCUGGAUGUUGCUUCUCUGAUCAACAGUGUCCGAGUUUGGCUUCGGCUCUACAAUCAGCAAACUCCCAACUAAGAGAGCUGGACCUGAGUAACAAUGACCUGCAGGAUUCAGGGGUGAAUCUGAUCUCUGCCGGACUGAAGAGUUCACACUGUCAACUCAACGUGCUGAGAUCUGAUAGUCAUACACUCCCUAGAAGAGAUACACAAUAUUGUUUAAAAAUAUCAAUUCCUGAACACAGACGUAGCAUGUUUAAAUGAAAGGAGAAUCCUUGCUGUCUGUUUGAACCAAAUGAAAGGCAAUUUGUUAUGAUAUAUAACAAUUUAACAAGGUAAUAUGUCAAAAGAAGGUGGUGACGCUAGUAAACCACUUAAAAAUAAUGUGUUAUCUCUGCUGAAAAAUCCAGCUUAAACCAGCCUA